GGGGGAAAAUCUUGGUGCAACUUUGAUACAUGCUCUGACUGACUAAUUCUUCAGUUUCUGGGGUUUGUGAAGUUAGAAAUCAUUCCUUCUUUUAAUGCAAAACAUUUCCUGUGGGCCAAUAGGCGAGUUUUUACUUUGUACCAGCAUAGCCAAAAUAACAGGACUUUAUAAUAACAAGGAAAUGAGUUCGCUCAAUUUCUAUUUACUUUGCCAGUCAGUGACCCAAUGAACACUGACAGUCCGUCCAAUACGUGUCCAAGUGUGGGAAAUCAAUUUAGGGGAGUUUGAAAAUAUGCAAUGACUUUUUAUUGAAAAUCAUGGACGAGUUCUAUGAAGGAUUUUGUAUUGUAUGAGUUGUAAAUUGGCAUUUGUCGUCAUGGAGAAAAUGUUCUUGCAGAUUUGGGGCCAGAAGUCAGCAUCAGGAGCAAUGGAGAGGUCAGUUUCCCAUUUUUCUGAAGGUAUGGAGGGUGUUGAAUCGGCCUGUGAUAAUAAUUUGUAUAUUUUAGAUUAAAGUUUCUUCGAGGAAGGGAUGUUAAUGAAUUUAGAGGGUGACGGGGGGAGGUCUAAGUUUAUAUUCUUGUUUUUCAUUGUUGAUUGGAUGGAUGAUGAAACCUGUAGAUAUUGUAAGAAUUGAUGGCUCCUGAUGCCAAACUUCUGGACCAGGAGAGAGAAUGGGACCAGGAUGUUAUUGUUGAAGAUAUGUUUGAGGUGAGUAAUCCCUUUCUCUACCCAGGUGCUGAAGUAUAGUGAUUGUUUAUUGCUGAUGAAGUCCAGGUUGUGCCAGAUCGGGGUGAAAAGCGACGGUGCCAGAGUGGAGUUAGUAAUGCUGUAGAAUUUCCACCAGUCUGUCAGGGCCGAUGAUAUUGUGGGGUUUUGGAAACAGGGGUGUUUUUGAUAGUUUGACUAAGGAAUGGUAAGUCUGAGAGAUGAAUGUCUUUGCUAACUAUUUUUUCUACGUCUAACCAAGUGCUAUCUGACUGGGUGGGGUGGGUCCAUUUGUAGAUGUAUUGAAGUUGAUUUGCUAGUGAGUAAUAAUGACAAUUUGGAGCAUUGAGUCCACCUAAACUUUUUGAUUUUUGAAGAGUGGCCAGUUUGAUUCGUGGGGGUUUAUUUUUCCAGUAAAAUUUGUUGAUGGAUGAAUCAAGGGAAUGAAACCAGGUGAGAGGUGGAUGAGUGGGAAUCAUUGAACAAAGGUAACUGAUUUUGGGGAGGAUUGUCAUUUUAACUGUUGCAAUUCUGCCUAGAAUGGAUAAUGGGAGGUUCAUCCAUCGUUGGAGAUCGUCAUUGAUUGUUUUUAGGAGUGGAGUGAAAUUCAGGUUGAUCAAUUCUGAUAUGGAUAUGGAUAUUAAGAAUUUAUUAAAAAAAAACGGGUCAUCAGUGUUUGGGCCAUAUAUAUUACCAAUUGUCAUUGGGCUAUUAUUGAUUGUUAUGUUAAUGAUGACAAAACGUCCUUCUGGGUCUAUUAUGGUGGUAUUGUGUAUAAAUGAUAUUGAUUUACUGAUUAAAUUACAAACUCCUCUUUGUUUUUUAUUGAAAUGUGAUGAGAAUGAGUGAGUAAACUGAGAUGAUUGUAAUUUGAUGUUGUCUGAUUCUGAGAGAUGUGUUUCCUGUAGUAAACAAAUAUCUGCAUGGAGUGAGGUGAGAUGAUUAAAUACUUUAUUUUUCUUAGCCUGAGUUCCAAUGCCACGGAUGUUCCAAGAAACGAAUUUUAUUGCUGACAUGUUGGGUGACUUUUAUCAAAAGGAGAGGGAUUCAUUAUGCUGAGUGAGUGAGUGAAUGUGUGUGUAUGUGUGUGUGUGUGUGUGUGUGAGUGUGUGUGUGUGUGUGUGUGUGUGUGUGUGAGAGAGAGAGAGAGAGAGAGAGAGAGAGAGAGAGAGAGAGAGACUAGACAAGUGAAUACAAAACAAAAAGGGACAUAUACAGUAAUGUUUAUGUAACGUAGUUAGAAUUAAUAUUUAGUGAUUUCACUUGCCAUGCCUUGCAUUGAGUUCUUUUAAGGAUGAUUAGUAUUGAUGUUCAGAUUCCCUGCAGCCCUCAAAUGCAACACCCCUGGGGAUUUGGGAAGUGAACACCAGGCAAGCAGCAACAGUUGUACUGAGCUGCUCGCUGGGUAAGUCCAGAUGUCGUGAUCUCCGUGAUUAUUUGUUUUAAUUAUCUUUUAAUUUCCAUAUUUAAGAGGGUACUUAUGUUGUAAUUUUAUGCUUGCAGUGAAAGAGAGGCUGCAUGUCAGGUGUGAGACCUGACUAUGUGAAUAUUCUACCAGGUACAGAGUUUGAAUAAAUAUAUAUUUUGUUAUACCACUUUAAAACUACUUUAAAUGUACGAAACAGUUGUACUGAGCUGCUCGCUGGUGAAAGAGAGGCUGCAUGUCCGGUGUGAGACCUGACUAUGUGAAUAUUCUGCCAGAUGCUGAAUAAACGCCGAUGCCAACCACAGAAGUAUGGUUUCUCUCCUGAAAUAAUUACACAAUGCAAGUACGACCACUACAUUUACACACAUACGAACAGCAAACAAAACACAAACGUAUAACAAUAAAGAACACCGAGAGCGCUGCGUAUCAGAGCGCAUAGAGUGCGGGGCGAGACGUUGGUGCGUGACUAUCUAUGAUUGUCCUUAACAGAUAGGGGGGCAGGGCUCUGUGUAGCGGGAGGAGAGAGCGAGAGUGCAUGUGUAUGAGAAAGUAAGAGAGAGAUAGUUUACAGAGACAGGGGCAGGGCUUGCCGACACUCAAACCAGGCAAUUGCCUGGGGCCCCGGCUUCCAGGGGGCCCCCACUUGGGCAUCCUCCCGAGUGACCAUGUGCCCCAAGUGCUAAUAAAUGUACUGCAGGGCUGGUGUCUACAUUGUUGCAAUUUUAUUUUUCUAUUUAUUUUAUUGUUAACAAUAUUCAGAUUUGUAUUUUUUGUUAUAAAAAAAGUUCAUAUUUUAUAUUGUGUUGGUGUCAGUUAAUUUACAACAACAAUUAUUGAUAGGCGUAGGGUUUUAAGGAUUUCUGUUCCUCCCUGAAAUUCACUUUGAGAACCCCAUAAUCUCUUCUAAAGUAUUAUUUUCAGUAUACAUAUCAAAUGUCCCAGAAAUCGUGUGCAAAAAACGAAUUUUUUCAGUGUGCAGUGAUGGGGUGGGGGCACCACAAAUUUCUUGCUUGGAGCCCCAAAGGACCCUUGCCCCGCCUCUGUACAGAGAGACGGGGGGCUAGUAUAACCAGGGGGUGAUAUCCUUGCUGCGGUAUAACUGUCCGUUUAUGUAAAGUUUGUCCACUGAGAUGACUGCUUUCUUUCCUUCUGACAUCAUUUGUUUGCGAAUGGGGAAGAGUUUUUUGCGCCUGUCCACGAUUUCUUUCGGGUUCAUUUACUCCAUAGUCCGUUCCUUUGAGCUGUUUUCCUUGAUGUUUGACCUGUUCUUUCUGUUUAAAGUGUUCGAAUUUGGCGACAAUCGGUCGGGGUCUGUUGGUGGUGGUGUUUUUCUGUCCUAAACGGUGAACGCGGUGAAAUGAAAAAAAAAAACAAAUUGUCUCUCAUACUGCGUGCUUGUAAAUCCAGAAUUGUUUCUUUCAUUAUUUUAUUUUCGGCAGCGGCGGUGGUGAGCUGGGUUGUAACAGAGGUGAGCUGGUCGGUGAUGGUAUUGACGGUUUUAUGGAGGGUUUUGUUUUCUUUGGUGAGUUUUUGACUGAAUUCUAAGCUCUGAAGGAGUGACUGGAAUUCUUUGUGUAAAACUUCAAUGAGUGCGACUUUGGUGUCGAGUCCGGAGAGUUUCUGGUUUAUGGAGAUUAAAAUGUCGCUUACCUCCAAAUGAUGGGGUGGGCUCGGGGGGGUUUACGGUGUUAAAUGAUGGAAAGUCACAUGCUCAUUGUCGACUUCAGUAAGCCCUUUUUGCACCUUUUCCACCCACAAUGUCCAUCUUUGAAACCACACACACGUAUGCAAUUAGAGAAGGGUACUCUGAAUGUCAUACCCAUAAAUACAAGACCAAAAUAGACCACUCCCCACUUCCUUUUCUUCAACUUUGCUCAUAACUGCUUGAUUCAUGCCCGAGUACUUCCCCACACAGAUACCAAAAGUUGUUUUCCAAUUGCACUUUUCGUUGCUCUUUCACAUCUACAGUAAUUUAGUUUUGUCAAGGUCACUCUGGAGUAGCACACCACGUAUCAUUCUGAGGGGGGGAAAAAAACACCAGCUUCACAAGGUAAGAAAAUAUACUUUUAUUACAGUACAACAAUGUGUCUGUUAAAGUUAGUCCGUUAGAAUUCUAUGUUUGAGCUUUUGUGGAAAAUUGUCAAAUAAAAUGAAAAGAAAAUAUUUUAUAAUGAAUAACAAAGAGUUCAAGAAGUUUGUGUAUGAAACAAAAUAUAUUUCCUGUCAGUGAGACAUUUGGCUGAUGAAUUAUGAUUUAACAAAUAGCAGCUAAAGUUGAGUUAAUAAGCUGCAUGAAGAUACUAAGAAAGCUUGCAAUUUUUUCUUGAUUUAAAAGCUCUAGCAUGUUAAAAAUAGUGGUGUGUGUGAAGGAUUUCUACUCUCAGAGGUGUUUUGUAAUCAGAACUAUUGUUAGGAGUUGUGUAUUUAUUUGAUUUUCAUCUCACAGUGGGAAACAUAAAGGAAAAUGGACAAAGACACAACAAUGUUGAUGAUGGGUCUGCUUUUAGUCGGUAAUAUAACUUUUUUUUAGUUUCCAGCAGCAUUUCCUCUUUCACUCCAAGACAAACAUCAGUACAAUUAGAAGUCACCUCUUGUGUUCCCUCUUCCCUCCUUUUGCUGUUAGCUUCCUUCAGUCCUGUGCUGAAUGAACAGUGGACGGCCAGUGUUGUGAAUGAGCUUGAGGUCCUGGUUUCAUCUUGCGUUGCCAUUCCCUGUUCUUUCACCCAUCCUGAGGGCAGCCUGUCCAACUCCAGACUCAGGGGGAUCUGGCAUGUUUCAGACAAAAGAGAUCAGCGCGUCUUUUCCGAGGACCCAACAACAAUCUUGGAAAAUUAUAGGGGACGCACAAAGUUGUUAGGGCAUUUGAGUCAGGGUAACUGCACGUUAGAAAUCACUGAAAUUAAAGAUCAUGACAACGGCCCUUUCUGUUUCCGGAUUGAACUAGCACCAACAUCAAGUGGUACACUUGAAAAGUUCUCCUUUGUCCAAGACUGUGCCACAUUGAUAAUGCAGCGUACGUCACCAAUAUUUUCACCAAUCAAUAUCAAUUUUCUGCUCCAUAAUUACAAGCCUCUAACUUUAUUUGACUUUUUUAUUCUUAGCUGAUCCUCCAAAGCCUGAGAUGACUCACCCAAAGACAGCCAUUCAAGGACAUCCCUUCACUGUCACCUGUACAGUGGCCCACACCUGCCCCUCCCACGCCCCCAAACUGACAUGGAGCAGGCUCAACUCAGACCCAGCAGAUGGGAUCACUGAGGUCCACAGGAAAACUCAUUCAGGCAUCUGGGAGGUUCAGUCCAUCCUGACGUUCAUCGCUGAGGAGAAGGACGACCACAGUGAGGUCACCUGCACAUCCACCUUUAAUGGAGGGAAGUCAUCAUCUAAAACACUCACCCUCUUUGUCAAACGUGAGUCUUUUGAUUUCCUUCGCUAUCUCACAAUAACAGAUAUUGCAUGCUUUUCUUUUUAUAUUAUUGAUGUUGAUCAGUUACAUGUCCUUUGUCUCUCAAAUGUUUUUCACUGACGAGAAGCGUCUCUCUUGUUGUUUGCAGGUACAGAAAAUUACAACCACAUCAUCAUUCCUGCAGUGGUGGGAAUUGGUAUCACUGCGAUCUUUGCAGUGUUUUGUAUUUUUAUGGUAAAAAAAUACAAGUAAGUAAUGUAAUACUCACACAUUCAAAAAACAAAACAGUCCAAAUUUUAAAUGUUGGCAUGUGCAGUAGGUUUAAUGUCUUUAUAAUCUUUUUCUUUAGGACACGCAUUGCAGAGCUUCAGCGUCAGGAUGGCAGGUAUUACUGUUUGGAAGAACUUGACUCUUUGUGCCACACUGACAUCAAAUUAAAUAAUUUUCCUCCUUUCUGUUCAAAAUGUCUUUUUAAAAUUUAUUUUAUCCUCCAGCAUGUGGAACCGACUCUCCAGGAUGUCACGCAGGUGAAGAAAAAGAAACUUUUUCUGAUUCAUUUUUUCAGUUAUGUCAGCAGGAAAACUUUUAUCCAUCUUUUCAACUAUUUCAUCAUUUUAAUCUUUUUAUUUUCAGGAUACGCUCCAACAAUCCAGGACCCUCUCAUUCUGAACAUCGGUAAGUCAGUUUUUAUGAGGAUCAUAUCUCUUUAAAGGCUUAAAGGAAGUUUAGUUUUUAGUUCUUCAGCUUUCAUCUAUUUUGCAUGUCUGUGAAGAGGGUUGUGGCUGAUCUGCUUUUUCUGAUUAGAUCUAAGUAUUUAUUUCUAUUCUUCACAACAUUUGCAUAGUUUCUGUUCCUUUUUCUUUUCCCAGAAGGUCUAUUUGGAGCAGAUUUUCAAGGUAAGAUGUAAAACACGUCAGCCUACACUGAUGUGUUUUCACACACACCCCGAUGUGUUAACAGCUACUUUUAAAUUUAUCUUGAACCACGUGUCCUUGUCAUAGUGAAACUGUCACAUACUUCAUGUUUUUUUAUUUGUUUGCUUAAAGAUGUCAUUUCUUUUUUUUUUUCUAAAACAGAAGGCCCAGAGCGGACAUGGUGAAUCAGAUGUAAGUAUUUGAAAGUCGAACAUUUCGGAGCUUUUUGUUGAUCCCCAAACUGCACAUUUACAUGGAGUUUAAUCCACAGGCCCAAUAAUGUGACUUCAAAUACCUGCUCAGACAAGACAUUCUCAAAGCCACGUUUCCCGUCCCCCAAAAGGUAUGCUAUCUGAGCCUCAACAGUACGUCAAACCUUAGUCAUUAAGUGUUGUGAUGGAGCAUCAUCUAAUGUGACUCUUUUCUCUGUCUCCCUGAUUAUUGCUGACGGAACUCAGUCAGCACAAAUCUAGCAACUACAACCAGGUAUUACCAAACCUCCAUAAUUACCACAGUCAAUACACUGUCACUUAUACAGUUUUAAUAAUAAUGAUUUUUGUCUCUCGCAGGACUUUGAUGGAGAUGAUUAUGAAAACGCGGCAGAUGUCAGCGUGUACGGAAACCUGUGAGGGACUUUAAUUUCACUGCGAUCAAAGCACACCACAACUGUGAUCAUGCUGACUAUGAUUUGUAUUAAUUGCUUCUGAUGAUGGCAGUUUUAAUUAUGACCACACAAGCAAUCCCUUUGUCAAAUGAGCUGUUUUAUUGUUUCAGACACAAUUUCAUUAUUUGUUGUGCAUUUUUCUGAAAGCUCUUUGUCUUUUUAAUUCACUUAGCUUGUGAAUGUUGUCAUUAAUUACUAUAACACCUUAUGCAUUGUAAUUGUGCCACUUUGCAUAGCUAACGUUUGUUAUGGCUCGCUGUCGCCAUUGCUGGCUGUGUACUUAAUCACAAUAACCACAAUAAGAUUCAAUCCAGAUAUUCAACAGCAAAGAUAAUAAAUCAAGUAUGGAUAAAAAUUUAAAUGAAUAAAGUUACUUUUUUUUAAAAAAAA
This is a messenger RNA of Xyrichtys novacula (pearly razorfish), 7502 nucleotides long. The record is from the annotation of a GenBank genome assembly. Lineage: Eukaryota; Metazoa; Chordata; Actinopteri; Labriformes; Labridae.